AUGAUUACAGUUUGUAAUUCUAUCGUCUUAGACAUCGUCAUGGCUAAUAAAGUGGCACCAGUCCCAGAUUCCAAAUUACCAUCAUUCACAACUUCGAAAACAUCGUCACCGUUUUUAGACAUAAUGAGAACUUAUGUUCAGUCAAAAAUGUGCUAUCAUCCAAGUGCAUUAACGAAUGCAAAUGUGACUAAUAUAAACAACAAAGCUGUUGCGUAUCAAAUUGAUCUAUGGACACUAGUCGAUCGUCGUUCGGCAAAGCAACGCGAACGACCGUAUAAUGCUGAAAACACGCCUAGGGAACCACUUAAAAAUCUAUGGAGUUAUGAUUUUGGCCAUCCUAAAACAGUGUUAAAGAAGAAGCUGAAACUUACAUAUGAUCUGAUGCAAACAAGUUGGAAAACCAUUUGUCCCAAAUGUGAUGGCCAUGGCAGAUAUGAUUGUUGGUCAUGUGAUGGCCGAGGCCUCAAACAUUGUACUAAUUGUCCCACGAAUUAUAGCACUACGUAUUACACAGCCACUUGUUCAUCCUGUCAUGGCAGUCGUCUUAAGAAAUGUUCAAGUUGUGGGGGUAGUGGUAGAAUUGACUGUAGUCGCUGUAGCAAACGUGGCAUUCUCUUACAUUGGUAUGAAUUAAAAAUUGUAUGGUACACUAUUCAUUCCGUAUCCUAUCAAUCAAAUACCCCAUUACCACCAAAAAAGAUUAAAAAAGCUCCCGGAAAAGAAAACUCUUUCACCGUUGACGUAAUCUGGUCGCAGACUACUUCGUUUGAUCAAUAUUUUCAGAGCAAAUUGGCAACGCCACUCAACUCUUUAGUGAAAAUUGAUCAGCUAACACGGGAUUUUAAUAAGAAGCAUUUGAAAAAAAUGAAAAAGGAUCGACGAAUGAUUGGACUGAAAUGUGAAAUACAAAGGCUAGGUGUGACUGAAGUUGAAUAUGAAAUUGAAGGAUUUACGAACAAGAGAGAUGUGAAUAUGGGUAAUAGGUUUCAUUUUUAUCAUUAUGGAAUUGGAAAAAAAAAUGAACCACUCGUUUAUGAGAACGAUUAUCCAUUGAAUGCAUGCGGUUGCUUUGGUGUAGGAUGUGCACAUUAUUCGAAAUGCUGUACACAAUCUUUUUCAAUAACAGAGAAUAAAACCAUGGCUAGCAAAGUGGCACCAGCUCCAGAUACAUCGUCACCGUUUUUAGACAUAAUGAAAACUUAUGUUCAGUCAAAAAUGUGCUAUCAUCCAAGUGCAUUAAUGAAUGCAAAUGUGACUAAUGUAAACACCAAAGCUACUGCCUAUCAAAUUGAUCUAUGGACGUUAAUUGAUCGUCGCACGAUAGAACAACAAGGACGACCAUAUAAUGGUGAGAACACGCCUCAAGAACAACUUCGUGAUCCGUGGAGCUAUGACUUUGGACGACCGGCAAUAGUCUUAGAAAACAGACAAAAGUCGGUGCAUGACUUGAUGCAAACAAGUUGGAAAGCCGCUUGUUCUAAAUGUAACGGUCAUGGUAUGCAUAACUGUGCGUCCUGUCAUGGCAGAGGUCGCAGAGCUUGUACUCAUUGUGGUACCACUCAAAACUCUGCGCAACAUGCACAUCAAUGUAUAUCCUGUCAUGGCACCCGUACUGUGACAUGUUCAAACUGUAGAGGUCAUGGCAAAGUGAGCUGUACUCGUUGUAAUAGACGCGGCGUACUCUUACAUUGGCAUCGAUUGACGAUCGAAUGGUACACUCUUCAUUCAGUAUCUUAUCAGUCGAAUACUCCAUUGCCAGUGAAAAAAAUUAAACAAGCUCCAGGAAAACAAAUCUAUCUUUCAUUGGAGCAAGGCUGGUCUCAAACUGCUCAAUUCGAUCAAUAUUUUCAAAGUAGAUUGGCGACACUACCUAAUUGUUCAGUAAAAAUCAAUGAGUUAACAGAAGAUUAUAACAAAAAGCACCUGCAGAAUAUAAAACAGAACAUGCGUAUGAUUGCACUAAAAUGUGAAAUACAAAAACUGGAUAUAACCGAAGUUGAAUACGAAAUUGAAGGGUUCACCAACAAGAGAGACGAAAAUAUGGGUAAUAAAUUUCGUUUUUAUCACUAUGGUGUAGGAAAAGAAAACGAACCGUUGGUUUAUGAAAACGAUUAUCCAUUGAAUACCUGUGGCUGCUGUGGUGCUGGAUGUGCACAUUAUUCAAAAUGCUGUACAGUUAUGUGA
This is a messenger RNA of Adineta ricciae, 2184 nucleotides long. NCBI's taxonomy places the organism in Eukaryota, Metazoa, Rotifera, Eurotatoria, Adinetida, Adinetidae. The record is from the annotation of a GenBank genome assembly.